Messenger RNA from Miscanthus lutarioriparius, 1158 nucleotides. NCBI's taxonomy places the organism in Eukaryota, Viridiplantae, Streptophyta, Magnoliopsida, Poales, Poaceae. The record is from the annotation of a GenBank genome assembly.
AUGGAUGCGAGUACGGAGGUUACUGAUGCUAUUGGUGCAAUGGGCAUUGACAACGGGGCCAAGGGGAAGUUGCCGCCCAGUGAUAGUGUAGAGGGCCACGCAGAAGAACACGACGUGCUGGCUGAUGGAGCGCAUUCGGGCGAGAGCGAGGUGAUCAACCCUCUUGAAGAAGUGGAAAUGGAAGCCACCUCGCAAUCCCAGGACAUAAAGCCCCGAGUUCCUGAGGGGGUUCAAGGCCAUUCACCAAAGGUUGUUACAAAAUCUCAGCGACAGAGCCCUCGAGGCGGGGAUAAGAGUCAAGCUAGGAAAAGCUCUCCCAGUCCUUCUUAUCCUAAGGCGCCCAUUGCACGGGUUUCUGAUCCAGAUCUAGUUGAUAGCUCUUCGAGCAAUGGUGAUGCUGGUGCCAGUAAGAAAAAGGCCGAAAAGAGCAAUUUCCGCCCAGUUGCCAAGGAGAGCCCAUCACUUGAGGACUCAAAAGAGAAGAAGAAAACUCAGAAGGCAUCGAACCAACAUUCUGUCAAAAAGGAUAUUGAAGAAGAAUCAAAUGAAAGUGUGAAACCUCAAAGGGUUGGCAGCACUCCUUCAUAUGGAUUUAGUUUUAAGUGUGAUGAGAGAGCUGAAAAAAGAAGAGAGUUCUACUCAAAGCUCGAGGAGAAGAUUCAUGCACAGGAACUGGAGAAAAGCAACUUGCAGGCAAAAUCAAAGGAAACUGAAGAAGCUGAACUCAAAAUGCUGAGAAAGAGUUUAAAUUUCAAGGCAACGCCAAUGCCCAGCUUUUAUAAGGAACCACCUCCCCCCAAGGUUGAGUUGAAGAAGAUCCCUGCAACAAGAGCUAGAUCACCAAAGCUUGGUCGCUCCAAGAACACAUCCUCAGGAGGCACAGAAGGAAAUUCAAAUCCUCCAGCUCGUUCAGUUCGACUGAAUCUCGAUGAAAGGGUCUCCCAAAAUGGUGUCAAGAAAGCGCCUGGUGCAAAUGCAGUGAAGAAGCCCCAACGGAAAUCUCUCCCUAAACUGCCUUCAGAGCAAACAACCAAAGUUGACAUUGCAGCAUCUGUUUCAUCUGCAGAAGAGCUAGAAAACAAGUCAUCGUCGACGUGUCUUGCCCGAGAGCCGAUCCGCGCUCAAGUUACACCUGAUGAACCUGGACUCGGUGCGUAG